Messenger RNA from Acanthopagrus latus (yellowfin seabream), 9554 nucleotides. It is a transcript of the gene abca2, whose product is annotated as ATP-binding cassette, sub-family A (ABC1), member 2. The record is from RefSeq and is a predicted model, not a curated record. Gene Ontology annotation, cellular component: membrane; intracellular membrane-bounded organelle. The transcript is spliced from 50 exons. Gene Ontology annotation, biological process: transmembrane transport; lipid transport. Lineage: Eukaryota; Metazoa; Chordata; Actinopteri; Spariformes; Sparidae. Gene Ontology annotation, molecular function: ABC-type transporter activity; ATP binding; lipid carrier activity. The coding region runs from base 504 to 8090 and encodes 2528 amino acids.
GAGAGGGAGCUCUAUAUUCACAUAAAAAGAGACCAGGACCAAUGCACAACAACAAUGUACAACUCCUGGCCCUUCACUCAUUCAGCAGCUUCCUGUAAAUGUACCCCCCGAAGUAGGAGGGCUUUUAUUUUUAAAGGCCUAGCCGGAAGUGUGAGUUUGCAUCAGUGUGUCCGAAUUGACCUCCGCCUAUCUCCACUUUCCUGCUCCGGCUCACAGCGGUGUACCUGCGGAGCGGAGUCCGCGGCAGAGGCCGGCCGCCGCUCGCCGUCACACGGAGGAUGACACACGGAGCUCCGACAGUCGCCCCACACACUGAACAGACCAUCUGAAUAUCCCCCCCAAAUACCAGCUGAGGACGAGACAUUCGGGCACCGUGACAGGCUCGGACGGGAUGCCUGGGAAGGCGAUAGAAAUCCCCCGGUUGUUUAAAUGCACUCACAGGCCACCGGCGGGAUGCUAAUUUGGUACAUUUAGGACACAGUGAAGCAGAAGCGGGAGGCAAAAUGGGAUUCCUGCACCAGCUCCAUCUCCUGCUGUGGAAGAACAUCUCUCUGAAGAGGAGGGGACCGUGGGUGCUGGCCUUUGAGAUCUUCAUCCCACUGGUCCUCUUCUUCAUCCUCUUGGGCCUAAGGCAGAAGAAACCAGCGAUUCCUGUCAAGGAAGUGUCCUUUUACAGUGCUGCCCCACUCACCUCCGCUGGCAUCAUUCCCAUCAUGCAGUCACUGUGCCCAGAUGGACAAAGGGAUGAGUUUGGUUUCCUGCAGUACAAGAAUUCCACUGUGACCCAGCUGCUGGAGCGGAUCAGUGAAGUGGCUGAACAGAAUCGACUCUUCACCUCUGAGUCGCCUGGUUUGGGUCAAGAGUUGGAAACACUGCAGCAGCACCUGGAGAAUCUCAGCUCCACCCCUUUACCACCAGACUGCAACUUCAACAGCAGCCAAGGCUUCACACUGGCUAGUGUGUUGAAGAACCAGUCUGUUUUUCAGCAGUUCCUGGUCAGGAACCUUUCUCUGUCAAACGCUACAACCAGCCUGCUGCUCAACACUCCAGUCAGCCUCAGAGAGGUGUACAGUCUUAUCUUUGGUACAUCUGUUAGAGAUGGAGGAGGGGCCCAAAGUUGGAUGCAGGGGGCAAAAUACACCAGUCAAAAACCUAAAGACAAAGUUCUUCAUAUAGAAGAGCAGCUGCUGGGAGGUGUGCACAGGCUGGAUGGAGGCCUGAUCCACAAAGCCUUACGUGACCCAACGAAAGCAGCCCAUAGGCAGGCACUGCUUAAACUGAUGUCCCAGGCUUUAGGCCUCUCUGAAGUCACAGGAAACCAGCGAAAUGACCAACAGGGCCUGAAGGAGGUCGAGGGGGUCCUCCUGACCGGAGCCAUGCUGGAGGUCCUCACCUGUGAGGAAGGCGAGGCCAGUGAGCUUAGUAACAUCCUGUUGGUGCCAGAGAAACAGCGACCGGUGCUGCAGGCCUAUCGCAGCACAGUUUGCAGCGGAGGAGAGGGUCAAAGGUCAGAGCGCUUCAGGCAGAUGAGCCUUGCUCUGAGAGAGCAGAUCAACACACAGAGUGUCACCAAGAAGCUCCACCUGGAGAAGCCCAGCUCUUUAGUUCCUCUGUCUCAGUCUCACCUUGGGGCCUUAUUGAAGGACCUGGCUGAUAUAGAGAGGCUUCUUAAAGAUGUGGACCUUCUCUCUGGCCUGGCCCGCCUGCUGCCCAAAGGAGCCUGUAUUGGACGAACUUCAGCCUCCCCCACCAACAUGACUUGGCCCCUUAACGCCACCACCUGGGGCCCAAACACAACUGACGUCCCCAGAGAGGACGGGGAGGAAGAAGCAGAAGGAGGUGGUAUAGGAGCAGGGAGAGGCGAAGGGAAGGAAGAAGCAGAAAACCCUCAUUCUCAGUUUUCAGCAUUUGUACAACUGUGGGCCGGACUGCAGCCGAUUCUGUGCGGGAACAACAGGAUCAUUGAGCCGGAGGCUUUGAAACAGGGUAACAUGAGCUCUCUGGGAUUCACCAGCAAAGAACAGCGGAAUCUGGGCCUACUGGUUCACUUGAUGACUACAAAUCCCAAGAUCCUCUAUUCCCCAAUUGGAUCCCAGGUGGAUAAAGUGAUUCAGAAGGCAAAUGAGACAUUUGCGUUCGUCGGGAAUGUGACACACUACACCCAUGUGUGGCUGAACAUCUCCGCCCAGCUCAGGACUUUUUUGGAGGAGGGCCGGCUGCACAAUCACCUGGUGUGGUUACAGCAGCUGUCCUCGGAGCUUCAGCAGCACCCUGAGCUGUUAAAUAGCACAGACAAUGAGCUGAUGCAGGGUCUGAUGGAGGGAAACUACAGUCUUCCUAACACCUCCACCCUGCUGGAGCAGCUGGACACCAUCGACAAUGCUGCAUGCGGCUGGUCGCGCUUCAUGUCUAAGGUUAGUGUGGAUGUCUUCAAGGGCUUUCCUGAUGAGGACAGCAUCGUCAACUACACCCUGAACCAGGCCUACCAAGACAACGUGUCUGUGUUUGCCAGUGUGAUUUUCCAGACUAACAAAGAUGGCACCCUGCCACCCCACGUUCUGUACAAAAUUCGACAAAACUCCAGCUUCACAGAGAAGACCAACGAAAUCAGGCGGGCCUACUGGCGUCCUGGGCCCAACACUGGAGGAAAAUUCUACUUCCUCUAUGGUUUUGUUUGGAUCCAAGAUAUGAUAGAGAGAGCCAUCAUCAACACGUUUGUCGGACAUGAUGUGGUUGAACCUGGGAACUACGUUCAGAUGUUCCCCUACCCAUGUUACACCAGAGACGAUUUUCUGUUUGUGAUUGAGCAUAUGAUGCCUCUGUGCAUGGUCAUCUCCUGGGUUUACUCAGUAGCCAUGAUGAUUCAGCACAUUGUGGCUGAGAAGGAGCACCGACUCAAAGAGGUGAUGAAGAUGAUGGGUCUGAACAAUGCUGUUCACUGGGUUGCUUGGUUCAUCACUGGCUUCGUCCAGCUGUCCAUUUCUGUCACCGCUCUGACAGCCAUCUUGAAGUAUGGUCGGGUAUUGCUCCACAGUGAUCCCUUCAUCAUCUGGCUCUUCCUCACCAUCUAUGCUGUGGCCACCAUCAUGUUCUGCUUUUUGGUGUCAGUAAUCUACUCUAAGGCCAAGCUGGCUUCAGCCUGUGGAGGAAUCAUUUACUUCCUCAGCUAUGUACCCUACAUGUAUGUGGCCAUUAGGGAGGAGGUGGCCCAUGAUAAGAUCACUGCCUUUGAGAAGUGCAUCGCAUCUCUGAUGUCGACCACAGCUUUUGGUCUUGGCUCCAAGUAUUUUGCGCUGUAUGAGGUAGCAGGUGUUGGCAUCCAGUGGCGGACCAUCAGCCAGUCACCAGUAGAAGGCGAUGACUUUAACCUGGGCCUAUCCAUGAUGAUGCUUAUCAUCGAUGCUGGUGUCUAUGGUGUGCUCACCUGGUACAUAGAGGCCGUGCAUCCAGGAAUGUAUGGGCUGCCCCGCCCAUGGUACUUCCCUCUGCAGAGGUCGUAUUGGUCAGGCAGCGGACGCUCUGAGACCUGGGAUUGGCCGUGGUGUGGAGGCAGUUCUGCCAGGCUCAGUGUGAUGGAGGAAGAUCAGGCUUGCGCGAUGGACCAGCGGAAGACUGAGGAGAUGCGAGGCAUAGAGGAGGAGCCGAGCCACCUGCCAUUGGUGGUGUGUAUAGACAAACUGACCAAGGUGUACAAGACCGGCAGCAAACUGGCUCUCAACAAACUGAGCCUCAACCUCCAUGAAAACCAGGUGGUCUCCUUCCUGGGACACAACGGGGCUGGAAAGACCACAACCAUGUCCAUCCUGACAGGCUUGUUCCCGCCCACUUCGGGCUCUGCCACCAUAUAUGGUCAUGACAUCCGCACGGAGAUGGAGCGCAUACGUCAGAACCUGGGCAUGUGUCCUCAGCACAAUGUCCUGUUUGACAAGCUGAGCGUGGAGGAGCACCUGUGGUUCUACUCCAGACUCAAAGGCAUGGCUGAAGAGGACAUACGCAAGGAGAUGGACAAGAUGAUUGUUGACCUGGAGUUAUCCAACAAGCGCCACAGCUUGGUGCAGACGUUGUCCGGUGGGAUGAAGAGGAAGCUGUCUGUGGCCAUCGCCUUUGUAGGCGGCUCCAGGGCCGUCAUCCUGGACGAACCCACAGCGGGUGUUGAUCCCUACGCUCGCAGGGCCAUCUGGGACCUCAUCCUCAAAUAUAAACAGGGCCGCACCAUCCUGUUGUCCACCCACCACAUGGAUGAAGCAGACCUUCUGGGAGAUCGCAUUGCCAUCAUCUCACAUGGGAAGCUCAAGUGCUGUGGCUCGCCUCUCUUCUUGAAGAGCACCUAUGGAGACGGAUACAAACUGACGCUGGUCAAAAAGCAGAGCGAAGGCCGAGGCCAGGGCAGCCAGCUGCAGCCUCCUUCAUCUCUGUCCCCGUCCUGCUCUCUGUCGCCUUGCUCAGAGGCCCGGGUCACCCAGUUUAUUCGCCAGUUUGUGGCAUCGUGUCUGCUGGUUUCUGACUCCAACACUGAGCUGUCAUAUGUCCUACCAUCUGACGCCGUCAAGAAAGGCUGUUUCGAGAGGCUGUUCCAGGCUUUAGAGCAGAGCUUGGACAGCCUGGCCUUGACCAGCUUCGGGGUGAUGGACACCACCCUGGAAGAGGUCUUCCUCAAAGUGUCUGAAGAGGACCUGUCUCUGGAGAACAGUGACGCCGACAUGAAGGGUUCGCCAGGGGGCAGCUCAGUGGGGAAAUCUUCAGUGGAAUCAGCAGACCUGGGGGGCCCACAGGGUGAGACUGGAACUUCAGCAAAGAUUGAGAAGCCGGAGGUGGAGCUGAGUAAUCUGAUGAUGUGCUCGAGGCUGAGCCAGAGCCAGUCGUCCUUGAAAUCCACCUCGUCUGUCGGCUCAGUGAGGGGGGAUGAAGGGGGACUCUAUGCAGACUUCUAUGGAGAUUAUUGUCCACUCUUUGACCACGGACAGGAGUCUGACUCAGCCAGCCUGCGGGGUGAUGCAGAGAACCCUUCGUCCCCAGAGCCGAUGGUGCUGGAGGGGCAGGGCAGCUUCAAACUGGACGGUUGGUGGUUAAAGCUGAGUCAGUUUCAUGGCCUCAUCGUCAAAAGGUUCCACUGUGCCAAAAGGAACACAAAGGGACUUUUCUCUCAAAUCCUCCUACCAGCCUUCUUCGUCUGUGUGGCCAUGACCGUGGCAUUGUCUGUGCCUGAGAUUGGAGAUUUACCACCCCUGAUCUUGUCCCCAUCUCAAUAUCAUAACUAUACCCAACCAAGAGGCAACUUCAUUCCCUACGCCAAUGAAAACAGACCCCAGUACAGGGGUAAGCUGUCACCAGACGCCAGCCCGCAGAAGAUCAUCAACACCCUCCGCCUGCCCUCGGGUGUGGGUGCUACCUGUGUCCUCAAAACCCCCUUCAACAGCACCCUGGACCAGCUGGCCCAGACCCUCAACCCCAGCGCCAAUAACUCCAAGACUCUGGCUGCUCGCUACUUUGACUCCAUGUGUCUGGACUCCUUCACCCAGGGGGUCCCCCUCUCCAACUUUGUACCCCCGCCUCCCUCACCAGCACCCUCGGAUGACCCAGACCCUCGCUUUGAGGAUGGACUCUGGAACUUCACUGUUGCUCCUCCCACCACAGUCCAUGAGCCGGUGACGUCUCCCACCACCCUCCCCCUUUCUGUCCAUGAGCCAGUGCGUUGCACCUGCUCCAUGCAGGGGACAGGCUUCUCCUGCCCCAGUGGGGUUGGAGGGCGACCCCCCCUCAUGAAGGUGGUGACAGGUGACAUCCUGGUGGACAUCACAGGUCGUAAUGUCUCUGAGUAUCUUCUCUUCACAUCCGACAGACUGCGCCUGCACAGAUAUGGUGGUUUAACAGUGGGGAACAUCCAGAAAUCUAUCCCUGCAUCCUUUGGGAGAAAGAUACCCCCAAUGGUACGCAAGAUAGCAGUUCGCAGAUCAGCUCAGGUUCUGUACAACAACAAAGGCUAUCACAGCAUGCCAACAUAUCUGAAUGUCCUCAACAACGCCAUCCUGCGCGCCAACCUGCCGUCAUCCAAAGGCAACCCUGCGGCCUAUGGUAUCACACUGACAAACCACCCAAUGAAUCGAACCAGUGCCAGCCUCUCUUUGGACUACUUACUCCAGGGCACAGAUGUGGUGAUUGCCAUCUUCAUCAUUGUUGCCAUGUCUUUCGUGCCAGCCAGCUUUGUGGUUUUCCUGGUUGCAGAGAAAUCAACAAAGGCCAAACACCUGCAGUUUGUCAGCGGCUGUGACCCUGUCAUCUACUGGCUGGCUAACUACAUAUGGGACAUGCUGAACUACCUGGUACCUGCCACCUGCUGUGUUAUUAUUCUGUUUGUGUUCGACCUGCCGGCCUACACCUCCCCAACCAACUUCCCUGCCGUCCUCUCCCUCUUUCUUCUUUACGGGUGGUCCAUCACUCCCAUCAUGUACCCAGCAUCCUUCUGGUUCGAGGUUCCUAGCACAGCUUACGUGUUCCUAAUAGUCAUCAACCUCUUCAUAGGCAUCACAGCAACUGUUGCCACCUUCCUCCUCCAGCUUUUUGAACAUGACAAGGAUCUGAAAAAAGUCAACAGUUACCUGAAGUCCUGUUUCCUUAUCUUCCCCAACUACAACCUGGGCCAUGGCCUGAUGGAGAUGGCUUACAAUGAGUACAUCAAUGAAUAUUACGCUAAAAUAGGCCAGUUUGACAAGAUGAAGUCUCCAUUUGAGUGGGACAUUGUGACUCGAGGACUAGUGGCCAUGACAGUCGAAGGCUUUGUUGGCUUCCUUAUCACCAUCCUCUGCCAGUACAACUUCCUCAGGAAACCCCCGAGGGUUCCAGUCAGCUGCCAGCCUAUUGAUGAUGAUGAUGUGGAUGUCGCCUGUGAGAGACGAAGAGUGCUGCGAGGAGACGCUGACAAUGAUAUGCUGAAGAUCGAGAACCUGACGAAGGUGUAUAAAUCCAGGAAGAUGGGUCGUAUCUUGGCAGUGGACCGGCUGUGUCUUGGUGUCCGGCCUGGUGAGUGUUUUGGACUGCUGGGAGUGAAUGGAGCCGGGAAGACCACCACCUUCAAGAUGCUGACAGGUGAUGAGUGUACUACUGGAGGAGAGGCCUUCAUUAAUGGAAACAGCAUCCUGAAGGACCUGUUACGCGUGCAGCAGAGUAUUGGCUACUGUCCACAGUUCGACGCCCUGUUUGACGACCUGACUGCCAGGGAACAUCUGGAGCUUUACACUCGCCUCCGUGGUAUUCCCUGGAAGGACCAGGAGAGGGUGGUGCAGUGGGCAUUGGAAAAGCUUGAGCUGUCAAAGUAUGCUGACAAGCCCGCUGGCACUUACAGUGGAGGAAACAAACGCAAGCUUUCCACUGCCAUCGCUCUGAUCGGAUACCCCUCACUCAUCUUCCUGGACGAGCCCACCACUGGGAUGGACCCAAAGGCCCGCAGAUUCCUCUGGAAUUUAAUCCUUGACAUCAUCAAAACCGGACGCUCUGUAGUGCUGACAUCACACAGCAUGGAAGAGUGUGAGGCUUUGUGCACCAGACUGGGCAUCAUGGUGAACGGCAGGUUUAAAUGCCUGGGCAGCAUCCAACACCUAAAGAACAGGUUUGGGGAUGGCUAUAUGAUCACAGUGAGAACCAAGAGCAGCUCUAAUGUGAAGGAGGUGGUUCGAUUCUUCAACAGAAACUUCCCUGAGGCUGUUCUGAAGGAGCGCCACCACACCAAGGUCCAGUACCAGUUGAAGUCCGAGCGGAUCUCUCUGGCUCAGGUCUUCAGUAAGAUGGAGCAGGUGGUGGAGGUGCUGGGCAUCGAGGACUACUCUGUCAGUCAGACCACUCUGGACAACGUGUUUGUCAACUUUGCCAAGAAGCAGAGUGACAACCUGGAGCAGCAGGAGGCGUUGCCCCCGGGUGAUGGACAGUCCCCCCUGCAGCGCAUCCUCAGCCUGCUCAAGUCUCGUUCGGCCAACACGGAGCUCAACGCUCUGAUCAGUGAGGCGCCUGAGGAGCUGGAGAGCGACGAUGAUGAAGGACUCAUCAGCUUUGAGGAGGAAAGGGUGCAACUGUCCUUCAAUACAGACACUCUCUGUUGAAAUGAGCAGCGAGAUGAGAGUAACAAAGGCCAUCUGUCUAAGGUCUGUAGGCGAAACAGAGCUGCUGACUUAACCCUGAAGAGGACCAAAACUCUGUGCACCAUGGAUCAUAGGACCAGUAGUUCAGUAUAUCAGCCUCAGCUUCUACAUCCCAAGAGGGACUGAGGUGAUUUAGGUCAGCUCCUACAGAUAGAGGUGAUGACCUGCAGAGCCUCGUUUACAGCUGGAGACACAGCAGCAGGAGUGCUUGCAUUUGGAUUGAAGACUUUGAAUGUUUCCAUAUAAAGAUUUUUUUUUUUUUUUUUUUUGAGAAUGUAUCUAACUAUAUGGCUGAUGGGUACUGUAGGUAAGCUAUCUUUGUUAGUGAAUGAACAUAUCUCUGGUGAUAUGUUGGUUGUACGCACCCCCUGCCAAAGGGGCCUCAUGUAACCACAGUGGGCCCUUUUUACUGUACCAAACUAGACCUGCCUUGAGAGCAUGUUGUGAUGAAGUUGAUUCCCAGUGGUAAUGUAAAACAGUAUAUUUUUCUGUGUCAAGAAGAAUGAUUUAUUUUGGAUAUUGAAGCAGCUACUGACGUGUGUGACUUAUUUUGCAAUAACGGGGAUGUAGAGAAAUGCACUUUGGGGACUGGACAUGCGUGCGAGUUGUUGACCUUUUCUUUUACCUUGAUGUCGAGACAUGAUGAAAAUCUCCAUGGCAUGGUUAUUGUCCUGAUGGUGCCUCCCUUCUGUCAACUUGUUUUAACACUGUACAUUUGGUCUCUUUCUACUGAAUGCUCUCUUUUGUGCUUUUAACAUAUCAUCAUGUUGUGGACUCUGCCAAGAAGAUCCUCUGUAAACCGGACACAGUGUAUAAUAAUAAUAUGAAUAAUGAUAAUAAUGAUUAUUAUUAUAAUAACAAUAAUGACAACAUCGCCAUCUCCAGUAACGUUAAUCAGCUUUGUAGCAGUCUGAAACUGAAGUGAACUCUGCUCAUAUUCCCUGACAAUAACUGCACUAGCAUCACUGUGACACUAAAGGGAACUCUCAGAUCACAAUAAUCUAUUGUUUAACUUACAGUACAUGUUUUUUGAUUUGCCGAGCUUAUCAUUUUUAAUGGAAUUUGGAGACCUAUUCACAGAAAUAUUCACAAUACAAAAACAUGGAUGUUUCUCUGACUGUACGUUGGCAUGUGGUUUUAACUGGUCUCUCUCAAGAGUUUUGUGAUAAUUGAGUUGUGACAUGUCCUGUCAAUAAUAACUGUUUCACUUCUUCUUUCACAGCUAAUUGCAGUCAUAUUUUUGGUGAUUAUUAUGGCACUGGUGGGCUGUUUUCCUACUUGAAGGGGUCAGCAUUAAACAAUAAAAACUGACUGUUUCAAUUUUCUUCUUUUCAUUGGGAAUGUAAAACCUGGAGGAAAGGUGGUUGAUGAAAUAUUGAAUAUUUAAAUUCAUUAAAUUCUCAGAAAAAGUCAAAAACAAAAACU